UAUGGCUCGAUGGUGGUUAGUUGUCGCAGUAGUGGUAGUGACAUGCGUCGUAUGGUCUUUCAAUGCCGCAUUGAUGCCUCCAAUUGUGUCCUUAAGUUUGGAUAAAUUGUAUAUUCUUGGAAGAAAUGGAUUAGCAAAUUUCAAAGCUAUUUCGUCAACAGAUACAAUUGAUACAAAUUUUUUCAACGGGUCUAAAAUGAAUUCUUGGUUUGGGCUUUAUAAUUUCUUAAACUUAUGUCUAGCACCGGGAGAUGUUCUAGCCUUCUUAAUCUCCAGAGAGAAAAACAUGAAUAUUUGUAUGAUACAAGAACAAAUCGAAAUGAGUUCACGUCAAUUCCUUGCAUAUCAAGAAGUUCCUCGUGUAUGGUGAUCACCAGCCAGCAGUUUCUAUGGAUUUUUCUGGUUGCUAUGCAUCAAUGUGUAAAAUGAUAUACAAUAAAACAGACUGGCGUGAAGCAGAUGUAAUCAUCAUUACUGAUGAGACUUAUCCGUUAGCUGAUCGGCCUUCAGAUCAAAUAUGGAUGAUAUUAGUACAUGAGUCUCCACUUCACUUAAAUAUCGUGGAAGGGCUAGGAGACAAAGUGAAUUUCACUGUAACCUAUCGGCUUGAUUCAACCAUCUAUUCAUCUUAUGGUGCAUAUAAACCCGCAUCACUAGCAGAUUAUAAUCCAUCUCGAAGAUAUCCACUUCCAAGUCGGAAUUAUGCUGAAGGCAAAACAAAAAUGGCUGCAUGGUUUGUUAGUAAUUGUAAUGCUAAAAGUCCUAGAAAUCAAUAUGCUACUGAAUUAUCAAACUAUAUUAGUAUUGAUAUAUACGGUCGGUGUGGAUUUAAAGAAUGCCCAAGAUCAUCAGAGAGUGAAUGCUUUGAAUUACUUCGUAAAGACUAUAAAUUCUAUCUCAGUUUUGAAAAUAGUUUAUGUAAAGAUUAUGUAACUGAGAAAUUCUUCAAGAAUGCUUUGACUAACGAUGUGAUUCCUAUUGUUAUGGGGGCUUCAAUUGAAGAAUACAAAAUGAUCGCUCCUCCGUACUCCUUUAUUCAUGUGGAUGAAUUCGAGUCACCUGCAAAACUUGCCGAGUAUCUGUACUACUUAAACAGGAAUGAUACGGCAUACAAUGAAUACUUUGCUUGGCAUGGUCAUGGUGUAAUACAAAACUGGAUUGCACAACCCCAGUGUGAUAUGUGUCUUCUUGCGCAUACUGCUCAUCUUAUUGGUCCAUCAUGGUAUUCAGAUGUAUCCAAAUGGUGGAAAGAUGGCUGUGUUGGAAGAAAAUUACGAUGGGGCUCUUAAAUAUACUGCUGGUAGCCCCUUUGCUAAGUCAAUCACUCCCCGCUCCCCAACUUUUUAUUGCAUCCUAUAGUCAUCAUUAUUUCCUUCUUAUUUAGGUGACCAUCGCGAAUACCAAAAAGUGCACUGCUUUGUUGUUUUUUUCUUUUUUUUUUGGUACGCUUUGUAUUUUAUUUACCGAAAUGUGUAUACAGUUGCCUAUCAUAACGCUAAAACCAAACCGCCAAAGAUGUACAAUAAUAACAAUAAUAAUGAUAAUUUUCUUUCAUCAUUUUAAUUUCCUUUCCUUUUUGUAUAAUUUAAUUCGAAUAUUUCUUAUAUAUAUGUAUCAUGAGUUAUAUAUAUCUAUCAUGAGUUAUCCUCUCUUUAUCUAACUCUUCCUAAAUUUUCUUGUAAAUCGAUUCGCUUUUAUUAUUUGGUGUUUAUUAUUGUUAUCUUUAUUUUUUACAUGCCUUUACAUGGCUUAUUGACUGCUAAAGGUCAGAAAUUUGAAGUGUACAUAAAAAAUAGUGUUUACCUACUGAUUAUUAAAUUUAUCUACGAAUUCACAUUCUUCAUGGUAGGUGUGAGGAUGGAAAAAACCUCCUCCUAUUUGACUGUGUUUUCAUCAACAUAAAAAAUCAAGUAUAUGAUAUGUAUAUCUGCACAGAUUAACUAUUUAACUGUUGUAUAAUGACAGUCCAAUAAUGCACAGGAUAUUUUGUCAAACUGCAAAUAUAUAAUGAAUUAAAAUUCAGUCUGAAC
Messenger RNA from Trichobilharzia szidati, 2030 nucleotides. Lineage: Eukaryota; Metazoa; Platyhelminthes; Trematoda; Strigeidida; Schistosomatidae. The record is from the annotation of a GenBank genome assembly.